UAAUUUUAAAAAAGUAAAUCAAAAUAAAUUUAGAAAUCAGUUUGUUAAUUGUUAAAGUAAAACAAGUUAUUUAUCUCGUUAGAAGUAAAAAUGAAUCAUCAAGCUUCAAUAUUAUAAACAAUUGAAAGCGUUUCUAAUUUAGAGAAUGCAACAGUAGAACAAGAGAUAAAAAAAUCAUCUUAAAUAUUUGAUAAGAUUGCUUUUAAAAAAAACUAAAUCAAUAAAGAAUAACUUUAGCAAUAGCUGAUUCAAAAUAGAUAGAUCUACCUAGAGUAAAAGUAGUAAGACAUCGCAGAUUAAAAGCAGCUCAGAAAAUUAGAAAAGAUUAAAAUUAGAGCCGAACAAUCUCAAGGAUUAAUUCAGCAUCCCAAAUAAUUCAGACAGAUAUUUCAACCUUCAGAUUUAUUCUCACCAACUAAAUUUGUCUAACCUGAAUAAGAGUUAAAAGAAAUAAAUAAAUUUACUUUUGUUCCUCUGAAAUAGAAGAUUUAGUAAUCGAUUGCAGAUAAAAAAAUAAGCUAAGCUCCUUGGAUAAGUGCUAGCAAUGGAUAAGAUGCAUUUGAUAAGAAUCAAAUAUUCAAACCUACUCCGCAAGAAGAAAAAUUAGUAAUUGACCAAAAGGAGAAAUUCAAAUAGUAGAGAUUUGAUUACAAAAACUUUAAAAACUACCUAAAAACAAAAUUCAAUAACCUUUAUUUUGAAUAUCCAUAAAAUCAAAAUGAAGGAACAACUGAUAACAAACCAAUUAAGCAAAAAAGUAGUCAUUAGAGCUAAGAAUAUAAAAAUGAAUUAGUUGGUCGCCUGUAGCCUUAAAUUCAAAGAUCAAACACAGCUUCUUCAGUGAAUAGAAUUAAAAAACCUAAUGAUGACACUUAGUAGAAAGAAUUAAGGGCUCAAUCAACAGAAAGAGAAAGAGCAAUACAUAAAAAUAAUAAAAACUAAAAUGCAUUAAUUUAAAAUAAUGGAAGAGAUUCUCCAAAAUUAGUUUUUAAAAGAAUCUAAAGUCCAUAGAAUAUAUCAUUAAACUUUAAUUCUAUAUUUUUCAAUAAUAUGGAUUAAGAACAAAUCAAUAGUAAAAAUCAUAAACUAAUUUCUAUGAAUAUUCCAUAAAAAUAAAAUUCAACUUUAGUUUAAAACAUCAACAUUAAGCAAAGAAUUCCUCUUUAGAAGCUAAAUAGCUAGUUUUAAAAUAAUCUUAAUAGUCCUAUUAAUAGAGUUUGCAGUCCUUAAAAUACCUUCAAUUAAUAGUUUUCUAAAACAGGUUUUAUGUACAGUCAAUAGAAUUCCCCAAUGAACUAAGUAAAUUUCUUUAAUUCCCAGUAGUUAGGUUUGUAGAAAACAACAAGUAGCGUCAGCACUCACGAAAACGCUUUUCAUUCAAGAAAACAAUCACAUUCUUUAUUUAACUCAACCCUUUAGUCAUUAAAUUAAAAACAACAAAGCUAAUAGUCUUCUUUAGCAUGGAAAUACGGAUACAGUAAUAAUCAUAAAACCAACGAAAUUUUCUCAUAAUACACAUCAGAUUCAAAUGAUUUUAAAAUGAACCAAUCUAGAAGCCCAAAUUUUGUUUUCAAACCAAAUGGUAACCUUGGAAAUUUAUUUUCUGAUUAUUAUAAGGAUAAAGGAGAAAAUAAUGAAACGAAGUAAAAUAAAAUUAUUAGAGAUCGAGUAGCCUCUACUUCUUCUUCUAAAAAAUAGCUGACAUCAAGCUGA
Messenger RNA from Tetrahymena thermophila SB210, 1713 nucleotides. RefSeq lists its product as hypothetical. The record is from RefSeq and is a predicted model, not a curated record. NCBI's taxonomy places the organism in Eukaryota, Ciliophora, Oligohymenophorea, Hymenostomatida, Tetrahymenidae. The transcript is spliced from 3 exons.